AUGACGACCUGGGGAAUAUAUUACAUCGCGCUUCUCAUCUACCGUCUCUGGUUGAGCCCGCUAAGCCGAUUCCCAGGCUCGUCUCUUGCUAGAGCGACAUACUGGUAUGAAUUCUACUAUGACUGGUUUAGACCGGGCCAGUAUUUUCGGAGAAUAAAUGAGAUGCACCAACGCUACGGACCUAUCAUUCAAGUCACCCCAGACGAACUUCACAUCUCGGACCCUUCCUAUUACAAACAUCUGUUCGUUACGGGCGGUUCUCGCAAGACCGAUAUGUACCCCGGGACAUUCCGAGGGACUCCUUUUGAAGGCUACAUUCAAAUAAUCAAAACGCACAACGUCCACCGCUUCCUACGAGGACCGAUAGAAAGAUAUUUUUCCAGGAACUCCAUGAUAGCCGCCGAGCCGCGAGUAAAAAGCUGCAUCAAGAGGUUUAACUCACGAAUGGAAGAGUUCGAAGGUACCGGAAGACCAGUCAAUAUGAAUUAUGCCCUGCUAUCACUUACCGUUGACCUUGUCUCGGCCACCGUCUGUGAGAAGCCUACCAAAUAUCUUUUAGACCCCGAUUUCAAUGCUGCUUGGUUCAGAACUCGAAUGAAAGGUAUAAUGGCUGUUCCGCUACUAGCUAUGUUGCCAAAGCCUUUGAGGUAUGGAACGGCGGGUCUUUUCAUGUGGUUUGUACAGUUCAUAUCAUCGCAUACAUUAGUGAAGAAGGAAUAUGCCGACUGUAAAUACGAGCAAAGCUUCAAAGAUGCUCUACGACCAUCGCCCACUGUGAAUUUCGAUAACACGGAACGGACAGAUGCGCCCAAGCAGCAGUUUGGCGAUAACAUCUAUGAUCUGGGUGGACAGCUUAUUCAAGAGGGAGGCAUAUAUCCCAUGUCCAAUUGCCUGCAGACCAUUAUUAUAAAUAUGGCGCUGGAUAGCAAAAAACUUCACAAUUUGCAGAACGAGAUCAAGACCUUUCUGAUAGAAAAUCCUGAAACUGAAGUCACGUGGAAAGAAAUCGAGAAGCUUCCCUAUCUGGAUGCAUGUCUUAAAGAAGGGUUGCGGCUUGUCGGAGGAGGCAUGAGACGAACAACUCGAGAAUUCCCUGAUACUGAUCUUCAUGUAGAGGGAUGGACUGUUCCAAGAGGAACUCCAGUCGGAAUGUCCUCUUACUGGAUGCAUAUGAACCCAGAAACCUUUCCCGAGCCAGAAAAGUUUAGACCCGAACGCUGGCUUCAGUCUGAGAAGAACCAGGACCCGCUACAACAUGAGUACUUUGUCCCCUACAGUAAGGGAUCAAGAGAUUGUCUUGGAAAGUAUCUGGCACAUAUGGGUUUAUGCCAUAUCAUGUUCGAGCUAUACAGACCAGGUGCACUAAGAUUGGAACUUUACGAUACGGACGAAGAGAUCAUGAAAAUGGGUCGUGGGUACCUCUUUUCGUUACCUGAAAUGGAGUCUGAAGGGGUUAAAGUCCUUGUUCAUAGUCCGGCGUGA
Molecule: messenger RNA, 1482 nt
Organism: Aspergillus welwitschiae
Lineage: Eukaryota; Fungi; Ascomycota; Eurotiomycetes; Eurotiales; Aspergillaceae
Product: cytochrome P450
Exons: 11
Coding region: 1-1482 (493 amino acids)
Molecular function (GO): iron ion binding; oxidoreductase activity, acting on paired donors, with incorporation or reduction of molecular oxygen; monooxygenase activity
Source: RefSeq, a predicted model, not a curated record